AGAAUGCCCCUAAAAACAAAACCAGGAAAACAUAGUAGCUGUAGUGUCCACUUUUCUACUUUUGGAAAAAAGCCCUUACCUCAGUAGUACAGUCCGGCCCAACAUAUGCCUAUUAACCCGGGAGGAAGGGUAAGCUUGCAAGAAGGAUGAGCCUUCCGUCAAGAAUUGCAGUGACACUUCCUUUGGUCAACGCUCGACUUCUGCCUUCCUUCUCUCCCAUUACGAGAGGCUUUCCCAUUACUGGGUUCGUCUCAUUCUCGAGCAAGUUUACAAGUUUCAGACGUAAUUUUCCCAAGAAAAUGUCUUGGAAUUGUGAUAAAAAUGAUGUGACUGUUGAGAACAAAUGUGGGGUUGUUCUUCCAGCCUCCGAAUCUUAUCUCGAAGAAGCUUGUGAAGCUCUUAGAGCUGGCAAGGUCAUUGCUGUGCCCACCGAUACCCUCUAUGGAUUCGCCUGUGAUGCUUGUUCUUUGGAAGCAGUUAACAGGAUUUAUGAGAUUAAGGGGCGUAAACACACAAGUCCUCUUGCAAUAUGUGUUGGGGAUGUGUUAGAAAUUAAACGCUUUGCCAACACCGAGCACUUGCCUAAUGGCUUACUCGAGUCUCUCCUUCCAGGACCUGUCACUGUUGUACUAAAGCGAGGAGAGUCGAGCAUUCUUGAGAAGUCUUUAAAUCCAGGGUUGGACAGUAUAGGAGUCCGAGUGCCAGACUAUGACUUCAUCAGGGUCGUUGCUCAUGGAUUGGGGAGUGCACUGGCUCUUACAAGUGCAAAUCCAAGCGGGCAGCCUAGUAGUGUUAGCAUCAAAGAUUUUGAGAAUCUCUGGGAACAUUGUGCCUAUGUUUAUGAUGGUGGUGAGCUGCCUUCAGGUAGAGCAGGCUCAACAGUUGUGGACCUCACCAAAAUCGGGAAGUACAAGAUUCUUAGACCUGGAAGUGCUGAGGCUGAGACAGUUGCAAUCCUUAAAAGACAUUCUUUAGAGGAAGAAACAACAGCUACUUGAAGUAACUUUCUGGUCAUAUAGAUUUUUUUAUUAUUAUUAUUGAUAGCAUAGGCCAAAUGAAUUAUAAAAUUGGCAUUGGUUGAACCAAUCACCAAGGCUACCAAAUUGAAGUUAAAUUUAUUAUAAAUCCCCAAAAAUUGUGCCGAAUAUGCUUUUUGUUAAAACGAUUUUGGUUUAGUCUGUGCUCAUCGGCCUGUUUGUGCCAAUAGUCCAUGCGCAAAUAGUUGUUAUGGUCUUCCCACUCCAGUGUCGAGUUGGUUUCGGCUGAAGAUGGCCUUUAAUGGAGAAAGUCAGAGUACUAGGCACCUAGACUUCAUUCAAUUUCUACCUUAGGAUGUUUGGUUUUCAUCUCUAAAUCGUGUAUUAGGUAGAUAAUUAAUGGUGCUCCUACACUGAGCUCCUCAUAAUUUCUUCAAAUUU
Humulus lupulus (European hop) is the source of this 1418-nucleotide messenger RNA. RefSeq lists its product as uncharacterized. Gene Ontology annotation, molecular function: double-stranded RNA binding; tRNA binding; nucleotidyltransferase activity. Gene Ontology annotation, cellular component: cytoplasm. The record is from RefSeq and is a predicted model, not a curated record. NCBI's taxonomy places the organism in Eukaryota, Viridiplantae, Streptophyta, Magnoliopsida, Rosales, Cannabaceae. Bases 147 to 998 code for a protein of 283 amino acids. The transcript has 5 exons. Gene Ontology annotation, biological process: regulation of translational fidelity.